Molecule: messenger RNA, 762 nt
Organism: Asparagus officinalis (garden asparagus)
Lineage: Eukaryota; Viridiplantae; Streptophyta; Magnoliopsida; Asparagales; Asparagaceae
Product: cyclin-D3-1-like
Exons: 5
Coding region: 1-762 (253 amino acids)
Biological process (GO): mitotic cell cycle phase transition; regulation of cyclin-dependent protein serine/threonine kinase activity
Cellular component (GO): cytoplasm; nucleus; cyclin-dependent protein kinase holoenzyme complex
Molecular function (GO): cyclin-dependent protein serine/threonine kinase regulator activity
Source: RefSeq, a predicted model, not a curated record
AUGCAGUCUUUGUGUAAGAGUUUAAAAAAUGUUGUAAAACUUUCCCGCAUUAAUGUGGAAAAGGGCUACUCUUGCUCAGGAUGCCAAUUGCAUGCGCUGGUAACCGACACCAUUUAUGUGAAUCAGUUACUCUCUGUGGCUUGUUUGUCUUUGGCUGCCAAGACGGAGGAAACUGAAGUCCCUUUAUUGCUUGACUUACAGAUCGAAUCGAAAUAUGUUUUUGAAGCUAGGACUAUUCAAAGAAUGGAGCUUCUUGUUCUGAGCACUCUCAAAUGGAGGAUGCAGGCAGUCACCCCUUUCUCUUUCAUAGACUAUUUCCUUCACAAAUUCAAUGAUGACAAUUCCCCAACCAAGCCAUUGAUCUCUCGAGCAGCUCAGCUAAUAUUGAGCACCGCUAGAGGAAUCGAGUUUUUAGCGUUCAGGCCUUCUGAGAUUGCAGCAGCAUUUGCAAUGUCAGUAUUGGGAGAAACCCAAAUGGUGGAUAUUGAAAAGUUUUCAUCCUUUUGCAACAAUGUAGACGAAGAGAAAUUGCUGAGAUGUUAUGAAGUUGUACAGGAGGUGAUACUUAUGAAGAGUAUGGGCCUAAAGAAUGCAAGUAGUCUAUCAAUUUUCUCUGUGCUGAGCCCAAAUUGGGUUUUUGAUGCUGGAUGCAGCUUGACCUAUGACAGUAAGGAAAUGGCCGUCGAUACUCAUGAAAAUUCGAAGUUACAGUCUUUUCAGGCUGCAAACCAGCAUGAAUUUUGUCUCAAAAGAAGAUUUUGA